This is a messenger RNA of Melanotaenia boesemani (Boeseman's rainbowfish), 5665 nucleotides long. RefSeq lists its product as uncharacterized. NCBI's taxonomy places the organism in Eukaryota, Metazoa, Chordata, Actinopteri, Atheriniformes, Melanotaeniidae. The coding region runs from base 256 to 5178 and encodes 1640 amino acids. The transcript is spliced from 6 exons. The record is from RefSeq and is a predicted model, not a curated record.
AACAGCUUCAAUCUCCGCGGAGAAGAAGAACCAGCGCCGUUUGUUUAGUUAAAAUCAGAACCAAGCAAAUAUGACCGAAUUUGCUGAGCUAUUCAUGAGUACAUUUGUUUAGCUGCCAACUUGCGCCUCGAAGUUACCGCCCACCGUCGAGUUGCCUCUCCGGACGGAAACAUCGCAAGCAACGAUAUUAACGGUGUCCGACAGUCCAGCCGUCCAACCUUCUGAAGUUUUACGAAAAAAAAAACGGUUGUCCAGAUGAAACCUGACCAUGACUGGAAGAGGAGGGAGGUGGGCUGCCAGAGCAACCUGGCAGAGACGAGGGACGCCAGCGUCCAGGUGGACCUGCUGACUCAGCAGUUCAGCAGGAGAUGCUCAGGUGGCUGUGGUACGCAGUGGCAGUGUGUGUCCAUCAAAGCAGAUGAACCAUUAGGGGGUGAUCUGCUUCAGCACAUCAACCGGUCACUCCCUCAGACUGCUGGCAGCCCUGCCUUCUACCUGCUCUACCCCACCUUCUUACCCACAAUGCCUUUGUUCUCCAAGUCUGAGUCUGUAGAACCACUGCAUUGCUGCUCCUUACCCAGUAUGCUUCAGUGCAGUGCGUCUUCCACCGAAGGGGGGAUGUGCAGUGCUCCUUCUCCUGCAGAUGUCCUGGCUGUUCCUCCUGGACUCAUUGCUCCCCUCAGCCCAAGUCUGUCUGAGGAAGAGGAGGAGGAGGAGCAGGAGAAGAAGGAGGAAGAAUGCUUAUCAGAGCAGGAAAAUAAUAAGUGUUCGUCUGCUGGGCAAUUGACACUGAAGGCAAAAAAGAGAAAGAAGGUGUCUCAUGCGUCCAGAACAAAGUCCCAGCCAACUGACAGCCUGACCAAUCACAGAGCAGGAAAACCCCCGCCGAGCAGGAGGAGUCUCUGCAGCCCUGCCCACCAAAAGACUAGCUUGAUGGAAGAUGAUCAGAACAAGAUGUCAAAGACCAAACAGCAAGAAGAGAAACAUCAGGGCAGAAAACCUUCAGCUGGAGUCCAACACAGCCCAGCUGAGGGAGGAGUCAAACCAAAAACUGAUGCAUCAGAACAGGCCAGGAGGCCGAGGAGGACGAUGGUCCAUCCUCCAAUCAGAUACCGACAGGAUUAUGAGGAGCAGUCACAUGGCCUGUCAUCAGCCAAUCGCAGUCGAGAGAGGAGAGCCGAGCUGAAGAAGAAGCAGAUAAUGAUGAGGAGGACACAUCAACAGGAGGAGAUGAAGUUGGACCAGGUGUCAGGGGGACAGACAGACAGCAGUAGGAUGGAGUCAGAGAACAGAGGAGUGGAAAGGUGGAGGCAGCACUGUCAGGUGUGCGGUCUGAGCUUCACCACCUGGGCAUCUCUGCAGCUCCAUCUGUCUGUCCACAGAAAAGGAUGGAUGUUCAGCUGCCAGCUUUGUAACAGGAGGUUCAGUCAUAGCAGCAGCCUCCACACGCACUGUCACACACACCACAGCAGCUACAAAGCUGGUUGCCACGGCAGCAAAAUAAGGGCGAAGCUGAGGGAAGCUGAAACUGGUGACGGCAAAGAAAAGUGGAAGGAAGAGGAGGUGGAACAGGUGGAAAAACUGCCUCGCUUCCCAGAACCUGAUUGGUCGAGUCAAAAACAUAUUAGCAGGAGUGCAUGUUGGUGGGUCGACUACAAGGCACUGAAGAAGAGGAGUUCACAGAAGAGGAAGAGAGUGCAGCAAGAAGAUGGUUUAAUGGAGUGGAAAAAGAAGAGGUUCAGAAUGGAGAGUGGGGAGGUGGGGGUAAAACGAGUCUGUGUGGGAAAGAUUACUAGAGUACAGGAGGUGGAGCAGCCUCAGAGGCCAAGGAGGAGGAUGGUCGGCCCACCAAUCAGAUACCUUUUAGAGUCUGAGGAGGUGUCACAUGGGGCCAUAAUGACCAAUAAAACCAGUCAGUAUGGAGAUAAAAUCAAACAUGGAGUAAGAGCACAGAAAGAGGUCAUUGAGGGUGGGGCUUCACAGGUGAUUAACAGGCUGGAGGACAUGGAGAGACCAAGUGGUCUUAUCACAACCAAGGGACUGACAAGUCACAUGAUCGCAGAAGGAAAAGCUAAAGAUGGAAUAGAAAUAAAUGACAAGAAGCCUCAGAGACCACAGAGGAAGAUGGUCGGCCCACCAAUCAGAUACCUUCUACAGACAGAGGAGCCGCCACAUAGUCUUGUAACAACCAAUCACAGCCUAGAACACAAAGCCAAACAGUGGAGAGGAGGACCAAAAAUGGCCAGCAGUGAUGCUGGGGGCGGUACCUUAAAGAUGAUUGACAGCUCUAAAGCUGUAGACGAACAGAAGGAUCACAUCACUUCAGAGAAAGAGACAGCCCACACGGUGUCCAAGGAAAAUAGAGAAGAGCAUCAGAGGCCAAGGAGGAAAAUGGUCAGGCCGCCAAUCAGAUACCUUCAAGAAUUAAAGGAGCUCUCACAUGUUAUUGCAACACCGAAAAACACUGAAAGCGACAUCGGACAAAGUUUAGGAAGUCCAAAGAAGGUUAUUGGUGAUGUUGAGGGUGGGGCCUUACAGAUGAUUGACAGUCCUAAGGAUGUGGCUAGAGAAACAGGUCACAUAGUUUUAAAAGAAAAAGAGGAGGAAGAUGGAAGAAGAAUACAUUGUGAAGGAAAUGAAAAGCCUCACAGGCCUGGGAGGAAGAUGGUUGGCCCACCAAUCAGAUAUCUUUUACAGAUACCUUUUAUAGAGGAAAAGUCACACGGUAUAGUAACAACCAAUCACAACGCAGAAAACAAAAUCGGACAAACUUCAGGAAGAACAAAGAAGGUUGUCAGUGUCAGUGAUGCUGGGGGCGGGGCCUCAGAGAUGUUUGACAGGCCUACGGAUGUUGCAACACAAGCAGGUCACAUAGUUUUAAAAGAAAAAAGAGAGGAGGAAGACAGAGGAAGAAUACAUUGUGAAGGAAAUGAAAAGGUCAUGGAGCAGCCUCAGAGGCCAAGGAGGAAUAUGGUCGGCCCACCAAUCAGAUACCUUCUAGAGUCAGAGGAGUUGUCACAUAGUUCUGUAAUAACCAGUCAGAAGACAGAAAACAAACCCAAACAAAGUGUAGAGAAACCAAAACAGGUUGAGGGUAGAAGUGAUGCUAAGGGCGUGUCCUCAACAACAAUAAUUGACAGGUCUGAAGCUGUAGACAGACAAACAUGUCACAUGACUACGGAUAGAAAGGCAGUUCAUUUAGUUUCAAAGGAAAAAAGAGAAGAAGAAAGUGAUGCUGAUGGUGUGUCCUCAGAGAUGAUUGACAGGUCUGAAGUUGUAGAUAGGGAGACACAUCACAUGGUUUCAAAGGAAGAAAGAGAAGAAGAGCAUCAGAGGCCGAGGAGGAAGAUGGUUGGCCCACCAAUCAGAUACCUUUUAGAGUCAGAGGAGCUGUCACAUGGAGCUGUGGCAACCAAUCAAAGCACUGUAAACUGUCCUGGAAAACCAACACCAACUGAUGGAGAAAGUGAUGCUGAAGGUGUGUCCUCAGAGAUGAUUGACAGGUCUGAAGUUGUAGAUAGGGAGACACAUCACAUGGUUUCAAAGGAAGAAAGAGAAGAAGAGCAUCAGAGGCCGAGGAGGAAGAUGGUUGGCCCACCAAUCAGAUACCUUUUAGAGUCAGAGGAGCUGUCACAUGGUGCUGUGGCAACCAAUCAAAGCACUGUAAACUGUCCUGGAAAACCAACACCAACUGAUGGAGAAAGUGAUGCUGAAGGUGUGUCCUCACAGAUGAUUGACAGGUCUGAAGUUGUAGAUAGGGAGACACAUCACAUGGUUUCAAAGGAAGAAAGAGAAGAAGAGCAUCAGAGGCCGAGGAGGAAGAUGGUUGGCCCACCAAUCAGAUACCUUUUAGAGUCAGAGGAGCUGUCACAUGGUGCUGUGGCAACCAAUCAAAGCACUGUAAACUGUCCUGGAAAACCAACUGAUGGAGAAAGUGAUGCUGAAGGUGUGUCCUCAGAGAUGAUCGACAGGUCUGAAGUUGUCGAUAGGGAGACACAUCACAUGGUUUCAAAGGAAGAAGGAGAAGAGCCUCAUAGACCCGGGAGGAAGAUGGUCGACCCACCUAUCAGUUACCUUUUACAGACACCUUUUAUAAAGCAACAGUCACAUGGUAUAGUAACAACCAGUCACAGUGCAGAAAACAAAAUUGGACAAAGUUUAGGAAGACCAAAGAAGGUAGCCAGUGUCAGUGAGUCUGGGGACAGAACGUCAGAGAUGAAUGACAGGCCUAAGGAUGUGACGAAACAAACAGGUUACAUAGUUUUAAAAGAAAAAAGAGGGGCGGAAGAUGGAGAAAGAAUACUUGAAGGAAAUGAGAAGGUAGAGGAGCAACCUCAAAGGCCGAGGAGUAUUACGAUUGACCCACCAAUCAGAUGCCUUGUAGAGUCAAAGAAGCUGUCACAUGGUUUCGUAACAGCCUAUCACAACACAGAAAUCAACAUUGGACAGAGUUCAGGAAGAUCAAAGAAGGUUGUCAAUGAAAGUGCUACUGAGAUGAUUGACAGACCUGAAGGUGUAGCAAGACAAAUAGGUUACACUGUCUCAAAAAAGGAAACGGAGGAGGACGAGAAAAGAGUAGAUGGUGAGGGAAAUGAGAAGGUAGAGGAACAGACUCUGAGGCCGAGGAGGAAGUCUGUCGGCCCACCAAUCAGGUACCUUCUAGAGUCAGAGGAGCCAUCGCAUAAUGCAGAAAACAAAUCCAAACAAAAUGUAGAAAGACUAAAGCAAGCUGAAAGUAAAAGUGGUGCUGAUGAUGGGGUCUCGAGGAUUAUUGACAGGCCUGAAGUUGUAGAUGGAUGGAAAAGUCACAUGAUUACAGAGAAAGUAAAAAGUCACAUGGACUUCAAGAAAGAAAACAAUGAAGAGCCUCACAGGUCAAGGAAGAUGGUCGACCCACCAGUUAGAUACCUUCUACAGUCAGAGGAGCUGUCACAUCGUGUUGUUACAACCAGUUACAAUGCAGAAAUCGACAUUGGACAAGAUUUAGAAAGGUCAAAUGAGGUUGUCAGUGAUAGUGAUGAUGUGGGCGGGGCCUUAGAGAUGAUUGACAGUUCUGUGGAAAAGGGUCACAUGGUCCUUGACAAAGAAACAUGGACUUACCUGGCCUACAGAGACCCGCAAAGUGGUGAAGUGACCAUCAUCCUACCAUGCUUUGUCAGACUGCAGCGCAUCCUGUAAACUGGUGGAACACUUUUGCAGUUGAUCUUUUUUUUUUUUUUUUUUUUUUUAGUCAGAUUGUUCUGUUAAAAAAUAUCUAGUUAAUUUGUGUCACCUUUUAUUAGUUAGAUGUUUAUUAAAUAGUUUUGGAAACUGAACAGGUUUGUACAAGUAAGACAGAAUUCAGGACAGUGUGCAGGGGUACUUUUCCACGAAAUGUUCUAUUCUGUUUUAUUCUAUUCUAUUCUUCAGUAAUUUAGCAGACAUCUUUCUCCAAAUGUGAAGAACAAAAUAUAACUUAAAAGUAUUCUGACAGUGGUGUGUUGAUUACACACUUUUUAUUCUGUAUUUAAAAUUCAAAUUUAAUAUGUUCCACAUGACAAUAGUGUACAUUUUUUUCUAAUGUAUUUACUGUAAAAGUGUAUUUUUACUUUGUAAAUUUCUCUCUGAUGGAAGUGUAAUUUCUUACACUUUAAAGAAAAAUGAGUUUUUAAUAAAUUUGAGUUUA